Messenger RNA from Penicillium angulare, 882 nucleotides. Its product is annotated as class I SAM-dependent methyltransferase. The record is from RefSeq and is a predicted model, not a curated record. The coding region runs from base 1 to 882 and encodes 293 amino acids. The transcript has 4 exons. NCBI's taxonomy places the organism in Eukaryota, Fungi, Ascomycota, Eurotiomycetes, Eurotiales, Aspergillaceae.
AUGAGCUCUUCAGCAGCUAUGGUAUCCCGCGAGCAAACUUGGGUGAGCUCCCUAAUUGCCUCCUUUACUGAUAUCAUAUGUUCCGCGAUUUUUUUCGGGUCAUCAAGCAGUUCGCGUCUCAACCGUGCAACUUCUUCAGCCGCUCCUUUGCAGGACCGAGUCCCACCUAACGGUUCAGUGGUGAUCUUUCCAUUCUUCGAAGAUAAAAUAAGCCCAGAGCACCUCCUAUGGAAAAUGCAUCAAGGCUACGAGCUGCACCCUAAGAUUCCCCUGACGCAAGACAUGAAGAUAGCCGAGAUUGGAACAGGAACGGCUAUCAAUUUGAAUAACAUGUCGUGCAGUAUCUGGAGUUUUGACCUUGCAAAGCAGCUCCCGUCAUCUGUCCAGUUACAUGGCUUCGACGUAUCUAAUAAUCAAUAUCCCUCACCAGAUCUGUGGCCUGAAAAUGUUUCUUUGGGCCUGCUAGACGCAUUUGAUGAGCCCCCUGCUUCAUUAGUGGGUCAGUAUGAUGUGGUACACCUUCGGAUGUGGGCGAGCAAUUUCCGUCGAAAUCAAGUACCACAACUCAUUCAACGGGUGAAGUCCAUUCUUAAACCUGGAGGUUACAUUCAAUGGGAGGAUGCCGAUUUAAUGCACCAAAAUAUCAAAGGAUCCGAAGCGCAAGCAUGGGAAGAAAAAUGGGUAUCUGGGUUACCCGAUAUGCUGCAAAAAGGUGGCUUUUUCAUUCUUGAAUCUGAUACCGAUCGCUUCGAACAGAAUGAAUCCCAGCUAUGCACAAAUACGUAUCUUUUGGCACUCCGAGAAAUUCUUCAGGGAAUCAAGAGGCAAGCUGUAGGUGAUUCACUGCUCUCAAUUACUGAGCUUGAGGUAACUUUAUCCUAG